AUGUUCAGAACCACGCUAAGCCGUCUUGCCCCUGCCAACAGGUGCUUUUCUUCUGGGCGCGCUGUUUUGCAAAACGAAAACAAAAAAGUCACCAAGCACAUUGACUUUUUGUCGAAGUUCUACUCGCCGGAACUUUUGCAGAGCAUCAAAAUCACAGAGUCUCUUGUGGAUCCAAAGGAGUACUUGGAGAUGAAAAAAAGAGGAGGCCACGAGAUCUCCAAAGUCGCUCCAUCAAACCCAGUUGAGGACUACUCCAAGUCUGACCCAAAGUGGGAAGAGGCUAUACUUUAUCCGAACCAGGCUAACAACCGUACGCCAUACCCUGAAAUUCCACAGAUUCAAGGCGCAGAUAGAACGGAUUUGAAAUUGAGAUUCGACACAGCUGCUGCCACCACUACCAAAGGUGGACCAGCAGUAAAUGAUCAGUUUUUCGACCAAUUGCACAAGUUGACCGGGAUGGAGCCAUGGUACAUGAAGAAAUUGUACGUGCGUCCUAUUGUCAUGAAGAGAGUUUCGUGCCAGACUUCAAAGGGUAAAAUCCCUAACUUUUACGCAUUGACUGUUGUGGGAGAUAAGAACGGAAUGAUUGGUUUGGGCGAGGGAAAAUCCAGAGACGGUAUGAGAACCGCCUUGUAUAAAGCACACUGGAAUGCCAUCAAGAACUUGGGACCCAUCCCAAGAUACGAGAACAGAACCAUCAUCGGAGACAUUGACUACAAAUUCCAUGCUGUCAAGUUGUUUAUCAAGUCAGCCCCAGCAGGUUUCGGCUUGAGAGUCAACCCAAACAUUUUUGAAGUCUGUCAGGCUGCAGGUAUCAAGGACUUGAGAGGUAAAGUGUACAAGUCUAGAAAUCCAAUGAACGUGGUCAAAGGUUUUGUCGAGGCUUUGACUAAGCAAACUUCUUUGGAAGACUUGGCCGCUGGAAGAGGUAAAAAGUUGGUGGACUUGAGAAAGGUGUACUACUCGGCCUAA
Messenger RNA from Clavispora lusitaniae ATCC 42720, 972 nucleotides. Its product is annotated as mitochondrial 37S ribosomal protein uS5m. Gene Ontology annotation, cellular component: ribosome. Gene Ontology annotation, biological process: translation. The record is from RefSeq and is a predicted model, not a curated record. NCBI's taxonomy places the organism in Eukaryota, Fungi, Ascomycota, Pichiomycetes, Serinales, Metschnikowiaceae. Gene Ontology annotation, molecular function: structural constituent of ribosome; RNA binding.